Messenger RNA from Xiphophorus couchianus (Monterrey platyfish), 1304 nucleotides. RefSeq names its product ATPase H+ transporting V0 subunit e2 (gene atp6v0e2). The transcript has 4 exons. NCBI's taxonomy places the organism in Eukaryota, Metazoa, Chordata, Actinopteri, Cyprinodontiformes, Poeciliidae. The record is from RefSeq and is a predicted model, not a curated record. Gene Ontology annotation, cellular component: proton-transporting V-type ATPase, V0 domain. Gene Ontology annotation, biological process: proton transmembrane transport. Gene Ontology annotation, molecular function: proton-transporting ATPase activity, rotational mechanism. Bases 117 to 362 code for a protein of 81 amino acids.
UUCACCGGGAGUGGGCGGGAGCAGUGCAACGGACUGACUGUAGCCAUUGAUGCGCUUCUUUUCGAAGACAAACCGAUAAUAUUUCCCCAUUUGUGCGGCUUUUCCCGACUGCAGCCAUGGCUUCUCACUCUCUGGCCCUGCCGAUGAUCUGCUUCACCACGUUGUGGGCGCUGGUGGGGGUCGUGGCUCCAUUUUUAGUGCCGAAAGGACCCAACCGCGGCGUGAUCGUCACCAGCCUCAUCCUCACAGCCGUCUGCUGCUACUUGUUUUGGUUAAUAGCCAUUUUGGCCCAGGCCAACCCACUGUUUGGUCCUCAGCUGAAGAAUGAAACUAUAUGGUAUCUGCAGUACUACUGGGAGUAAACAAGGACUCAGUGAUGUGACGCCUCUUGUAAUUCCCACCUGCUGAUCUGCUGGACUUAAUUUCACCAUCACUUCUGAUUCCCAGCACACCCUCACGUCUUGGUCUGCAACAUUAUAAGAUUCAUACAAAUCUUGACUUUAAGCAUUUUGCAACUCGAAAAUUAACAUGAGCUUUCUCUAUAAACUUGGAGGAUAUUUAGAUUAUACUGCAGCCUCUGGGCUCUAAGAUUUGAAGAAUAUUAUAGGAUGUGUAUUCUAAAAAUUAAGCAGAGAUAAUGUGUUUUUCUUUUUUGUGCUGUGCUCAGACUAAAACUAAAACACAUUAGAUGUAGAUGCUAUUUUUACCUUUUGAAAAUGUGCAAUCUUUUAGUUUUGUAUUUGUUUGCAUUCUGUAUUGUGUUUUGCUCUCUCGUCGGGCAAACCUGCAUUUCAGUGUGUAUUUAUUUCGGGACAAGGACACUUAUGUGAGCUUGUAGUAAUCAACACAGAGUCCAUUGGGUCUUGUUAUAUAACUGGUAUUAUCUGUGAUGUAACUGUUAGUGUGUGUGUGUGUGUGUGUGUGUGUUUGAGUCGGGGUGAGCAUGCAGAGUUUGUAACUGCUGGCGCAAGAGUCUCCCAAAAACUGCGAGCAGAGAGCGAUUCCCUCCAUUUUCAAAACGAAAACUUCCUCCCACAUUCUUUUCCGUGCUCCACACCAUGGAGGUCCACGUUGCCAUGGUGACCUCACCGCCCAAUUCAGCCCUUAUCCUCUUGGAUUCCUUUGAUUAAGCGCUACGCUUAUUUCCUGCCUACGGAAAGACAAACGUCUGGUUCUGCUGCAGAGACAUGGUUGUGGAGAAUUUGCUGCUUGUUGGUCUGCAGUUUGCCAUCUGGUCUUAGCAGUUUCUGCUAGUUUUCUCAUUUAAGUUAUGGUGGAUUAAUUGAUUGGUUUUGACAAUUUUU